Messenger RNA from Cuculus canorus (common cuckoo), 819 nucleotides. RefSeq names its product family with sequence similarity 162 member A (gene FAM162A). The record is from RefSeq and is a predicted model, not a curated record. The transcript is spliced from 5 exons. Lineage: Eukaryota; Metazoa; Chordata; Aves; Cuculiformes; Cuculidae. Gene Ontology annotation, cellular component: mitochondrion. The coding region runs from base 259 to 642 and encodes 127 amino acids. Gene Ontology annotation, biological process: neuron apoptotic process; cellular response to hypoxia; positive regulation of release of cytochrome c from mitochondria.
GGCGAUGUCAGCUCCGAGCCAGACCGGUGCCGCUAAAGAGCGAGUGUUCUUUCCCGGGGCCGGGCGAUAGGGCGAGGGAACGGCCUCAAGCUGCGCCAGCGGAGGCUCAGAUUGGACCUAUGGAAAAAUUCCUUCACUGAAAGGGUUUUCGGGCACUGGCAGAGGCGGCCCAGGGAGGGGGGAGUCCCCCUCCCUGGAAGGAGUUUAAAAGGUACAGCUGUUAAACUGCUGGGAAGAAAUAUUCCCUCAAUUCUUAGCAUGACUAAAGCAGCGGAUCUGAAGAUAAGCAGGAGAUUUUGCAUUAAAUCCCAGGAAGAAAGUCAACUUCAGCCAAGAAGUCGUCCUACUUUGAAGGUGCCUGGACACAAGCCUACAGACUGGGAGAAAAAAUUCUUGUUGUGGGCAGGCAAUUACAAAAAACCAGAGGAUAUACCAGAGACUGUCUCGAUUGAAACAAUCAGAGCAGCAAAGACCACACUGCGUGUGAAAUUCAGCUACGUAAUGAUUGCCUUGACAAUACUGGGAUGCAUAAUCAUGGUGAUUAAAGGGAAGCAGGCUGUAAAAAGGCAUGAAUCUCUCACAAGCAUAAACCUGGAGAAGAAAGCUCAAUGGAGAGAUGAAGCUACAUCUGCUAAACCUUAGAGGAGGAAAUGAAGAGACCAAGGACUGGGGAAGAAAAGCUGGUGUCCUUUUAAGCACUGGAAGGAGGAUAUAGUCACAUCUCUCCUGUGUGAUAGUUCUGUACUCUCAUAUUCAAGAAAGAACGAGUGCAUUAUCCUGUAAUCAUUAAAAUCAGAAGUACCUAUUUUCUUUUUCUAA